ACGAAGUUGGAUUGGUCUGACGGAGAACCACCAAACAAUCUAGCUGGAUGUGCAGUUGCCAAUAUUUGCAUUGGGUGGCCGGCUGCAAGCUGGUUUUCAUUGAAAAUUGGACAAGGUCAUUUAAGGGGGUUCAUGACGGGCUUUCAGGGCUAUAAUGCCCGCACACAACCAGCCUAUCCUGGGUCAAGCAUCAUUAGGUGUUGAUCAACACCGAAUUCAAUAUCACACUGUGUGGACUGUUUCCCGAUGUCGUUGCUUAGGCAGAGAGACACCAAACCCAAUCACCUGGGUCGGAAUUGGAGGGCUGUCAAGUGCCAUCAGCUGUGCCACUUGGAAAGACCCAUAUGAAGGGGAAGAAAUGGCGAUGGCUUCAUUUUGGGCAAAUUUUGUUUCAGAGCCAUUGGCUGGUGCCGGCUCAUUGGAGCCCUCAAACCGGGGUGGAGCCAACCGAGUACAGGUACCGUGGAAAGCCAUGAGCAUGAAUGCUUCCAACCUACAGCAUCCGGUGGCUUUCUCGAGAAAUGGAUUUUGCUACACCAUCGCAAUCUCUUUAUCAGAAUUCGACUCUUUUGUGUGCCCAUCAGCCUUGAGACUGGAUCUCAUUGGGGCAUUGCUCUGACCAGCUAUGGUUGAUGCAUAUCGCCUUCCCACAACAGAAUGCGGGGGUAAACCACGAUAUGGACCAGAGCUUGCUCCCAAAAAUCGGCCAUGCAGUUGCAGUGAGGGCUGCACUAGGUACACGCAGUCCAUUGGCUUCAAGUUGAGGGAACGGUUCAAUUUCGUUGUGAGUAUCUCUGCUGUUGAUGGGAACUGGGCUACAUCAGAUGC
Molecule: messenger RNA, 828 nt
Organism: Pseudomassariella vexata
Lineage: Eukaryota; Fungi; Ascomycota; Sordariomycetes; Amphisphaeriales; Pseudomassariaceae
Exons: 2
Coding region: 155-619 (154 amino acids)
Source: RefSeq, a predicted model, not a curated record